AUGUCUGAGAGAACCAUAGAAGCCGCAGGAGAAUGGCUUGUAAGUCUCUGCAACGUCGAAGGCUCAAUCAACAACAGAGACCAGCUCCUGACACCUCUCGAACAACUCAAAUUGGACGAAUUCUUCAGUCUUCAUGGCCAAUCUCCAAUAUUCAAGCGACAUCAUGUUGAAGCUAUUCGGCGAUGUAUGUCUAGGGACAUCAGACCAGAAUACCAACUUGCCCGUGCACUGCUUGAGCGAGAUGAUACGUGUCGUCUCUUUGAGGAUGAGAAUGAUAUCUUGCAAGUAGCCAUCAAAAGAGCCAACAUGGAACCGGAACUGCUUGGUAAAUCACCGCUGAAGUCCAAUCCUGAGCUUAUGAAAAUGGUGAAACUGCUCUUGGCUCAUGGAGCGGGUGUAAACUGUCUGGAUGGCGAUGGAUAUUCACCUCUUUACUAUACUUGUGUUUUGGGAUAUGCCGACCUCUUUCACUUUCUCAUCGCUUCUGGUGCAAACAUAUCGACUGUGCAGAAGAGAAAUGUCCCAGAACAGGUCAAAAAGUUGAGAGAGACCAUGGACGACAAAUCAUUUCACGACAAAGAAGAGACAGUGAAUCUUUUAGGGGCUACACUAGACGCUCUGAUAUCGCCUCAGAACGUCACCAACAUGACCUGGGUAGGAUGGCCUCCUGGGGUCAACUUCGAUAGGCCCCUGUGGGAAAUGGAUAUCGACCUUACAUGGGGUGGUAUUAUACUGUAUCUUCUACAACAAGGACUUUCCUUUGCCAAAGACGACUUGGGACUCGUGAUGCUCCUUCAUAUCGCCUGUUAUCAAGGAUCACAGGAAUUUGUCGAAAAGCUCUUGGAUUCCGGCAUCAAGGCCGACAUCCCUGGCCCACGAAUAGUAGACGGAGGACAAGGCGAAGGCUCAGCCUGCGGAACGGCUAUGCAUGCUGCAGCUGCUGACCGAAAAUUGGACAUUAUCAAGACCCUCAUUGCUCGUGGUGAAAAUGCAGGUCUACGCCGACUUUGCAUCUUCAACCGCGGUUCGGUCAAUGCACAGAUGGCGCCUGUAGAGAUUGCAAUAGCCACCGGCCAAUACGAAGACGACGAGAACCUUCAAGACUUCCUCGAGGGUUUCAUAAAUGUAGCCGACAAUCUUGAAGAGUCCGAUCUCGAAGCAGUAUUAAAUUGGUGUGUUGCGUCUAACGUGCUCGACUUGGCUCAAAACCUUUUGCAGCGUGGUGUUAGGCUGGAUGAGAUACCUCUCGGAGUCAACAGAGUUGACAUGGCACAGCUUCUAAUCACACACGGUAUCAAGUUGAAUGUAGAAGCUUUGCAAAAGGAGGCAUUAAGAAAAAACCUUCUAGACUUGCUGCGUUGGUGGGUUGAUGGGUAUGGUCCCCUGCUACCCCAAGACAAAGCAUCAUGGGGAAAGAUGGCAUUCCGGCUAGUCGAAGGACGUUUAUCAAAUAUGAAGACGAUCGAGUACCUCAUCUAUGAAUACCCUGGCCCGCAUAUCGAUACGGUUUUCGUCUCACCGUCGAGAAAUUUGAAAUACUCAGAAGACGACGAAACAACCAUAGACGCUAGUUGGCUGUACUUGGCCAUUAUGAAAUGCAACAUGAGAGCGACUCGGCUACUCUUAGAGGCAGGGGCUGACCCAAACUGUCCUGGAUUGCCCGUGGAUGCCGCGGCAGCUAUGAAACGAGUCGAUCAGCAUGGUCUCAGAGAGGUCUCAGAGCGCCUGGAAGUUAUCAAAAUGAUACAAGAAAGGCUUUCUGAGGAUGGCAAGUGGAAUGUGCCGUCACUCGCUGAGACAAGAUUUCACGCAGGUGAUGUUAUAGCUACAGAGAGGAAAGCUUGGGAUAAGAAAGUCAGAUGCCUGGUGAAGAACAGACAGGAGGUUCCUGAAGUAUUACCAAGUGGAAGAAGAGCUACUCUGCCUCUACCAGCAACAAGCAUCGCCUCUCCUACGGAUCUCUAUAAGCCGUUGGCUAGUACCAGUUCCUUCCGGCUUCUUGAACUUCUCCCCUCAAACAAGAUGUUAGAUGGUUUGGUCGGCCGCUUGGUGGAUAGCGACAUCACUCUUCAGCCCAAAUACGAGGCUUUGUCUUAUGUAUGGGGCGACACCAGUCCUGCCAAGUACAUCAGCCUUGACGACAAGGACAUAGCUAUAACCCCGAAUUUGCAUUCCGCACUAACUCACAUUCGGUCUGCGGAUAGUGUUAGGACUAUUUGGGUUGAUGCACUUUGUAUUAACCAAUCAUUCCAUGACGAACGAAAUCAGCAAGUUAGAAUCAUGGGUGAUAUCUACAAAUCGGCAAAGCAGGUUAUCGUGUGGCUAGGAGACGCUGCUGACGAUUCCCAUCUCGUUUUUGAGCAUCUCGAAGAUGAUAACAUUGAGGAGUCUUCCCCAAACUACCCCGAACAGUUAGAAGCAAAGCGCAAAGCAUGGAAAGCGCUUGUCAACAGACCCUGGUUCUUCCGCACGUGGGUAAUCCAAGAGAUAGCUCUUGCUCGCAGAGCAUUAAUUAUGUGCGGAAAAGACACCACGCUAUGGCGGAACAUUGAAGCGAGCUGGAAAGACGACUUUUCAAACGGCGCAAAGGGCCUCUCCACGGUGCGCACCUAUCCAGGAAACCAACUAGACCACCCAAUCUCGGGCUUUGAUCCUGAUAAGCAUGUUUGGAGACUAAGACUUUUGAAGGCUGAGAGUGAUCCUGUGAGUAUACUUCGUUACAGCCGUGUUUGCGGGACGACGGAGGUGAGGGAUAAGAUUUAUGGAAUUCUGGGCUUGUUCAAACCGGGGUUUGUGGAAGUUGAUUAUGACUUGCCUGUGGAAAGCAUCUUUCAGCAGUUCGCGGAGGCGGUUAUUCAACUGACUGGGGACCUGAAUAUCUUGAAGUAUGCUGGCGAGUCGCCAAAGUAUGAGAACCUCCCAUCGUGGGUGCCUGACUUUACCGAAAUAUCAACAAGAAGCCUUCUUGGAGACAGUUGGUAUCCUCCUUGGAGAGCAGAUGCUCCGAGCCAGUACGAGAUUCGAUUCGUGGAUGGGAAGAAUAUCAGUAUUCCUCGCGAAGACUUGACCAAAAAGUAUCUUCCAGGAUUAUCUUUCUUGGCGGACAGAUCUUUGGUGAUAAAAGGCAAGAUGGUUGAUACGAUCCGGUCAGUGAGUGUUGAGCUUCCAAGUGGGACAUCCCAUGCUCCUGGAACAGAAGCCUUUGGUCUUGUGAUGAAAGAGUGGGAAACACUCGCCACAACACUGAUUCCUGAAUGGGAGUCCUCGGAUUCUUCAGUGUCUUCUGCAUUUGCUGCUACUAUCUCUGCAACCAGUGGAUAUCAGAUCUUCAGUGUUGACAUUGGUUUCACCCAGUGGUACCGUCACUGUGGAACAGGAGUACUCGAAGAAGCUGACCCCUCCAUGUUUCUCCGCGAUCAUGAAUUUUAUCUUUGGUGGUGUGAUGUCGGAAAGCCUGAUGACCCUGAUGAUGAAGAGUACGAAGGACUUGGAUAUCAUAUUCGCGAGUUUGCUGAUGAAAUGAUGGCUGCUAGCUACGGUCGCUGUCUCUUCACCACAGAGAAUGGAUCUAUGGGCCUUGCGAGCUCUCAGGUGGAAGCAGGCGAUCGGAUUGUUUACUUUCCUGGCUCAUCUGAACCUUUUGCCUUGCGGAAGAGGGAGGACGGGAGGGGGUGGACUUUGGUAGGCGAUUGCUAUCUGUAUGGGCUGGAUAUCGAUGAGCUUUUUCAUGAUAAGGAACAUCUCGGUGAGGAUUUUAGUAUUUAUUAG
Fusarium poae is the source of this 3768-nucleotide messenger RNA. RefSeq lists its product as uncharacterized. The record is from RefSeq and is a predicted model, not a curated record. NCBI's taxonomy places the organism in Eukaryota, Fungi, Ascomycota, Sordariomycetes, Hypocreales, Nectriaceae. Gene Ontology annotation, molecular function: protein binding. The coding region runs from base 1 to 3768 and encodes 1255 amino acids. The transcript has a single exon.